CAAUAUAAACACGCUAGGGUUUUGGGGGCAGAGCAAAUCGAAAUCUCCAAAGGAGAGAAGAUGAAGAGGCUACAUUACUUCUCCUCCUUUUGCCAAACUGUGUCAUCAACGCGUUCACCUCGCCCCCACGAUGCUGCCCUGCUCUUCGCCGUCUUACCUUAUUCGGCCUCGGCCGCCGCCGCCGCCGCUGUUGCCGCCGCAUCCAUCACUGGGAGGCACAUGUUCAUGGCCCAGUACCUCGUCAACUCAUGUGGCUUCGACCAGGAGAAAGCCACCGAGGCCUCGAAGCUUCUCAAGGGCAUCCAAUCCCGGCAGCAGCCGGACUCCAUCCUUGCUUUCCUCAAAAGUUACGGCUUCGAUGACGGAUCAACAAAAAGGCUCCUACUUUUGUUCCCCAAAUGUCUUCUUUUGGACGUAGAGAAGGCAUUUGCCCCAAGGUUUCGAGCUUUCGAAGAUCUUGGUCUCUCCCCAUCCGACAUCGUCAACCUCGUCAGGUCGAAUCCCUCCACCAUCAAAAUGAAACACGAACGCAUUGUAUCUAAGAUCGAAUUUUGGCAAGGCCUUCUCAGCUCCAAGGAUGCACUGGUGAAGUUGAUCAAGACAAACCGAGGGAUUCUUACGUACAGCAUUGAGAAUAAGAUCAAGCCCAACCUUGAGUUACUUCGGGAAUGUGGCUUGGACGGCCCAAAGCUUGCCUCUAUCUUGCGGAAUCGUCCAAAGAUUGUGGCACAGAAUGCUGAUUUCUUGAAGUCCUUGAUCAGUCGCGCAGAGGACUUGGGAGUGCCUCGGACAUCAGAGAUGUUCCAUCGCAUUCUUUGUGCACUCUUUACAGUCAGUUCAGAGAAGUUCAAGAUGCAAAUGGAGUUGUUCCGGAGCUUUGGGUGGUCAGAGAAUGAUUUUGUUGCGGCAUUCCAUAAAUGUCCUACCUUUCCGCUAAAGUCUUCGAUGACUUUGCAGAGAACAAUGGAGUUCUUGAUAAAUGAGGCUGGAUAUGCUUCUUCUUACAUCGCUAUACGUCCAGUACUAUUGAUAAUGAGCUUGGAGAGAAGGUUGAUUCCGAGACACCGGAUCUUGGCAACCUUGAAGUCCAGGGGGCACUGUGAAAGUGAUUACAAAGUAACAACAUACAUAAUGGCUACUGAGGCCAAAUUCGUAGAGAAGUACAUUACCCUCUACAAGGAUAGGUAUCCAGAUCUGAGUGAACUCUAUGCAAACUUAAGCCACUGUAAUGCUUCUGAUUCUGGAUUUCAAUGAGCUAAUAUUUAUGCCAACAAGCCUGAGGAUAAGAAGAAUUCACAGAAUCAUGGUCUUGUUUUUGCAUGUCAAUAUGCAUGAAGAUAAGAACAAUUCACAGGAUAUUGAUCUUGGUUUUGUGUGUCAAUUGAGCUAGAAGCUCUCAGAUUCAUCACUUGCCAUGUUAGACAAUUGUUACUGCAAGAGACAUCCUUCCUUUAUGAACACUUCUUGAAUUGUUUUGAACACUUCUUGAAUUUUUUGUCAAUUGAAAUGGUAGUACAUGUUUGAUACUGAA
Zingiber officinale is the source of this 1531-nucleotide messenger RNA. Its product is annotated as transcription termination factor MTERF8, chloroplastic-like. Gene Ontology annotation, cellular component: chloroplast. Gene Ontology annotation, biological process: chloroplast organization; regulation of DNA-templated transcription. The record is from RefSeq and is a predicted model, not a curated record. Gene Ontology annotation, molecular function: double-stranded DNA binding. The coding region runs from base 61 to 1254 and encodes 397 amino acids. The transcript is spliced from 2 exons. NCBI's taxonomy places the organism in Eukaryota, Viridiplantae, Streptophyta, Magnoliopsida, Zingiberales, Zingiberaceae.